This is a messenger RNA of Fusarium vanettenii 77-13-4, 1458 nucleotides long. RefSeq lists its product as uncharacterized. The transcript is spliced from 3 exons. NCBI's taxonomy places the organism in Eukaryota, Fungi, Ascomycota, Sordariomycetes, Hypocreales, Nectriaceae. The coding region runs from base 1 to 1458 and encodes 485 amino acids. The record is from RefSeq and is a predicted model, not a curated record.
AUGGAUGCCAACACACUGACUAAAAACCAGCCAAUGCCCUCGUUGAUAUGCCUGUAUCAACUAGCACAGGUAUUCCUUGUCGCGUCUGAAGCCAAUACUAACACUGGUAUCCGCAGAGACACCUUCUCAACACUCAGCCGGCUUCACACCUCCAGGAUGAACCCUCAUCAGAUAAUCGAGCGGCCAAGGCGUGUCCGACUACCGAUAGAGAUUCUUGUCAUGAUCAUUGAGCUCCCCAUUCAAAAAGAUUCCAAGGCCAUCUUGCGAGCCUCUGAUCCCAUCACGAAAUGGCUUUUGGCGUUUACCAGAGUUUGCAAGGCCACAUACCCCACGGCAUCAAAGCUUCUCUGGCGAUUCUGUCUUUGCAUAGACUCGAAGCAAAGAGCUCUAGAUUUCAUGCGGUGCCUGGCAAAUCCGCUCUAUUACCCUCCAAGAGAACCCUGGAAAGUGCGUGAUGAAGCCAGGCUAUUCCUCGCUCCAUUUCCUCAAAAGAUUGAGUCUCAGAAUUCCAAUGGAGAGUCUGAACCUGGAGUGUCAAGCGCUCCCGUCGAGGCAGAGCCCCAAACAAUCGAGCUUCGAGAGCCGCCCCCUCACAGGCCCAACCCGAACAGACACAGAGAUCCCGCCGAUUCAGAUAGUAGCUCAGAAAUCAGCUAUAGCUCAGACUCCGGCUCUGUCCGCUCCUUCAUCUUUCGAUAUCCACCAUCACCUCUCGACGACCUUGAGACAGCUCGGACUACACAAGGGAUUCUCGCCACCCUAGCACCGAUAUUAAAGACACUCAUCAUUGAUAUGCCACUACGAUCCCUCCAUCCUCGUGCUGACGAAAACGGCAUCCGCAGAAUUCUAAGACGAGGCUUCGAAGCCUUGGAGAACCUAGAGGAAGUUGUCAGCGUCCAUGAUAACCUUUUCCUCGAAGCCACAAUGGAACCUGACGAGGAAGAAAACGUCUGGGCCACGUGCUGGCCAAAGCUGCGUCGUCUUUGUCUCUACGGCCAGGAGGUUGAUGAGGAAUUCUGGGCCACCCUAGCUCACCAUCGUCGCUUGGAAACUGUCGUCCUUUCAGACCCAGCGCCGAAAUACUGCCUAGCGGCUGAAUGGAACAUAAAGGGACUCUGGUUGGAUAACUUGCCCGGAAAACGAAAAUACCCACGAAAGAUGUCCUUGGUCUUGCUUAACUGCAUUGGUCGAGAGGUUGAUUUGAGAAUGUAUGCUGCUUCAUGGCAGAAGCUUGACCCCAAAAACCGAGUGAAUAUUCGGGAUUUCACGCUUCAAACACCCCUUGUUGAGGCCUACGACGGGCCUAUGGAGAACUGGCCUCUUGGUCCAGCAGACCUUUGUCAGUACUUCAUCACAGAAAAGGCGCUCAAUGGCACACUCUGGAAUGAUGUUUUGAAGAAGCACGAAGCAUGGUUGAAGGAUCCUGGUCCUCGCAAAGAACGUGCUCAGUAUUACUAG